This is a messenger RNA of Erigeron canadensis, 2907 nucleotides long. RefSeq names its product regulator of MON1-CCZ1 complex. Gene Ontology annotation, biological process: regulation of autophagy. The coding region runs from base 433 to 2640 and encodes 735 amino acids. Gene Ontology annotation, cellular component: lysosomal membrane; late endosome membrane; Mon1-Ccz1 complex. The record is from RefSeq and is a predicted model, not a curated record. NCBI's taxonomy places the organism in Eukaryota, Viridiplantae, Streptophyta, Magnoliopsida, Asterales, Asteraceae. The transcript has 15 exons.
UCUACACCCUACAUACUCUCCCUGACCAAAAAUCACUGUGUUACAGAUAAAUAAAAGAAAUAAAAAUUGCUGAUCAUCCCGUGAUGUUUUCUACACAACUAGAAUCAAUAUUUACAGGUAGUCGGUGAUGAAAGAAAAGACAACAUCCUCCCCACUUAAACGUAUUCUAGUGAGUUGUGGCGCUCAGGCAAAAGAUUACGGUAGUUGUGUUUCAGCUAAGGUUCCUCAAAUUGAACGUGAUAUGUGCUUGAAAGAAUUUCUCGCCUUAAAGAAUUGCAUGCAGAAUGUGCUUAAAGGAAAGUGAUAGAUAAGCAGAGUUUUCCUUACAAAGUCCAUAUAUCUUGGUACAUUAGGAAAGUGUCUUUGCUGCAGAGAAGGAUUUACUUUGCUGUCAAGUUUAAACAUCAAACGCGCAAAACAGGACUGUUUUAAAUGUUUGGGAAUACAUCCAGAUCUCUUUCCGCGAGUGGAUUUGGUGGAUCUAGUGGAUUAUCACAUGCGUACAUUCAGUAUCCACCCUUAAAAUGCAGAAAUGAUGAAUCAAGAGGUUUAUUUUAUGAUGAUGGAAAUAAGCUAUUAAUCUCACCAACCUCUAACCAGGUUGUUUCUUGGAAAACUUCUCCCUUUACCUCUGAUGUUUCUUCAACAACUGAUACUAUAAGCGAGGGUCCAAUAUUAUCUGUCCGAUAUUCUUUAGAUGCAAAGCUCAUUGCUAUUCAACGAUCAAAUCAUGAGGUUCAGUUUUGGAUCAGAGAAACUGGAGACACUUUUAGUCAGAAGUCUAAGUCUGGGUCUGAUACAAUAUUGGGGUUCUUUUGGACAGAUUGUGCAGUUUGUGAUAUCGUAUUUGUCAAGACCAGUGGACUGGACCUCUACACUUACUCACCAGAGCUUAAAUCACUUGAGUUGGUUGAAACAAAAAAAAUGAAUGUAAGUUGGUACAUCUACACACAUGAAAGCCGCUUGGUGCUUCUUGCUUCAGGAAUGCAAUGCAAAAGCUUUACAGGAUACCAGCUUUCCUCGGCAGGUGUAAUUCGACUACCAAGGUUUGAGAUGUCAAUGGCAAAGGCAGAUGUUAAUAGCAAGCCUGUUCUUGCUGCUAAAGAUGUUCAUAUCGUCACCGUUUAUGGAAGGAUAUACUGCUUACAAGUUGAUAGAGUUGCAAUGCUACUGCAUUCAUAUAGGUUUUAUCGUGAUGCUGUUAUCCAGCAGGGGUCUCUGCCUAUUUAUUCCACCCAGAUAGCUGUGAGUGUAGUUGACAAUGUUUUGCUCAUUCAUCAAGUAGAUGCAAAGGUUAUUAUAUUAUACGAUAUAUUUGCUGAUUCACGGGCUCCUGUGUCUGCUCCACUUCCUCUUUUAAUAAGAGGCUUACCACGCGCCACUGUUGCAUCUUCUCAAAUGAGUAAAGACGCAGAAAGUUUAGAUGCAACACUGCUAAAUGGUACUUCUAAUUUGUAUGGUGAUGACUGGAAUUUUCUUGUUCCUGAUCUUGUAUGUGAUGUUGCCACUGGGUAUUUGUGGAAGAUACAUUUGGAUUUGGAGGCAAUUUCUGCAAGUAGCUCAGAAGUGCCGUUUGUUCUAGAGUUCUUGCAGCGGAGGAAGUUGGAAGCAAAGAAAGCUAAACAAUUGUGUCUUGAACUAGUUCGUUCUGUCAUCAUUGAAAGAAGACCUCUCCCUAUGGUUUUUCGGGCGAUAGAUGUGUUGGUGACCUCUUUUGCAUAUUCACUCAAAACUGGUAGUUACUUGAAAGGUGGAAUCUCAGAAAAAACUACAGUUUCUGGUGUACCUGAAAACAGUGUUGGUACUGGCACUAGUGAAUCUGGUAAAACUGUUAGGGGAGUUGACAGUAGAACUGGACAUGAUUCCGGCUUUUCAACAUCAGAUUCUGAGGAUAAUGCUAAUUUCAGGAAAGAGAAAUCCAAAUUUGUUGAUGGUAAUUAUUCUAGUGGAAAUAUAGAUGGAGAAAGUUCAGUUGGUGAUGAAACUUCAAAAUUUGGAGAUUCUUCAAUGAACCAACCGUUGAAUGCUAAUGUUCCUGAACAGAAAGAAUCCCAAGUUACUUCGGCAGCCAUUCCACCAGAUGAGGUGUAUAGCUUUGUAUUUGCUCCUGCGGAGGAAGAGAUGAUUGCAGAUUCUUCUUAUUUGUUUGCCAUCAUUGUUGAGUUCAUAAGGAGUGCCAACUUGGAAAAAAUAAAACUGCAUCCGGACAUCUAUGUUUUGGCCGUGCGGCUGCUUGCCCGCAAUGAGCGAUACGCUGAACUUGGACUUUUUAUCAUGAAUAAGAUAAUUGAGCCCUCGAAGGAGGUUGCUCUUCAACUGCUGGAGGUAGGAUGUCAGAACAUCCAAAUCAAGAAGUUGGGUCUGGAUAUGAUGAGACAGCUCAUGCUUCAUCAUGACUAUGUCACGCUGCUUGUACAAGAUGGAUGUUAUCUUGAAGCUUUGCGUUAUGCUCGCAAAAAUAAGGUUAGUACUGUCCAGCCGUCUCUGUUCCUAGAAGCAGCAUAUGCAUCAAAGGACCCACAACAUCUAGCUGCAGUUCUCAGAUUCUUCCGCGAUUUUAUACCUGGUUUUGGAACCACUUCAGAACACAGUACUUACAUUAGUGCUCUUUCUGAUAUGCCUCCAUCAGUAGCUGUAUAAGUUCCUCUCAUCAAUGGUUCAUGAUGACUGCUUUUUAGGAUAUAACUGGCCCUGAUUUUUCAAUUAGUUAUUUUUAUGGUGGAAAUUUUAAUACAUAUGAAUACGUCAAUAAAUGGCAUCAAAGUCGUAAUUUCUAUAUUUUCAUGUUACGAUAAAAGUUGUGGCUUGCUAAUGAGCAAAACAUUAAGGAGCUUGUCUUCGGAAGACAUGAAACUGAGUUAUGCAGGUCUGUUGCCAAACAAAAUUAAUAAAUUCAGUGGUUUUACA